Messenger RNA from Metarhizium acridum CQMa 102, 1548 nucleotides. RefSeq lists its product as uncharacterized. NCBI's taxonomy places the organism in Eukaryota, Fungi, Ascomycota, Sordariomycetes, Hypocreales, Clavicipitaceae. Gene Ontology annotation, molecular function: N-acetylgalactosaminide beta-1,3-galactosyltransferase activity. Gene Ontology annotation, cellular component: membrane. The record is from RefSeq and is a predicted model, not a curated record.
AUGGCGAUCCUCCGAGGCCCGGUCGAACCACGGCCGAUGGGCUUGAUGCUCACCAAGCGACUUGCGCGCAUGGUCGUUGGCGUGCUGACGUUUCUGUUGGCCGUUGGGAUUGUGCUUACUCGCCAUGACCAAGCCAAGGGCGUAUUGCCAUUCCAUCGCCAGCACACGGGGCCCGACACCUACUCGUUCAAGUCAGCCAGCCGCUUCUCGCCCGUGACCUUUGACAACCCGGAAGGAAUGAGCAGGGACGACCUGUGCGCCUCCUUCCCCAGGUAUCUUCUCAACCAUGUCCAGCCUGUUUUGAAGAUUGGCCACAGCGAAAAUAAAGAAAGGCUCGAUGCAAGCUUCAGCUCCGUCUCGUCAUGUUUCAACACGGACGACUUAUUGGUCAUCUCGGACCUGGACGAGGUGGUUCAUGACCACCAAACGAUUGACGUACUCGCCGAUUUACCUGCGGACUACUACAACCUAGACAACAACCCCAGUUUCCGAAACUACAUAGCGCAGAAGGAAAUGCGCAACAAUGGCACUCUGAACGAGGAGACGCAGGCGGCAAUCGAUGGCUGGAUUCUCGACAAGUACAAGUUUCUGCCCAUGGUUGAACGGGCCUGGCUAGCUAAACCCGGCAAGGCCUUUUACUUUUUCUACGAAGCAGAUACGUAUGUAUUCUGGGACAACGUCUUUCGGUUUCUCGAAAGCUUCGACCCUGACACCCCCAUCUACAUGGGCUCACCAUCCCCCGGCCGGCACGACCCUGAGCGAGACGUCAAAACCUGGUUCGCUAAUGGCGGACCUGGCUUGGUUUUGAGCAGAGGCGCAAUCAAGGCGCUAUUGCAUCGCGAGAUCGACACCAAUGGCCACUAUGUCGACCCUCAUGUCACGGAGAAAUGGCAAGAUCUCGUGGCUGGUGAGUGCUGCGGCGACAGCGUGCUCGGAUGGGCUCUUUGGAAUAUCACUAUUCAACUGCAAGGGUACUGGCCAAUGUUCAAUCCUCACCCCCUUCAUGGCAUUCCAUUCAGUGAUUUGUACUGGUGCCAGCCGGUAAUGACGCUACACAAAACGACUCCAAAAGACAUGGUUGACUUGUGGCACUGGGAGUUUGGGCAACGACAACUGCAUCGCCCCAUGCUGUACUCCGAUGUGUGGCGUCUUCGACAUCCCGGCGAGCCUAGCACUCUUGAGAAUUGGGAUAACGGAGACUGGGACAGCUGGCAACCACCUGCAGAAGCAUCUAUCCGUGGCUCCGGAACCUGCGAGCAAUACUGCCGAAGACAAGAUGACUGUCUUCAGUGGAACUGGCGAGGCGGUGACGAGAAGAAAUGUAUUCUCAUGAGGUCAGUGAGGUAUGGAGCGGCUCGAAAGCCGGAAUAUUUACUGGACGAUGGACAGCGAGUAACGAUGCCCGAAUACGAACUUGAUAAACAGGCCCAAGGAAAGUGGGUAGAGUAUCGGAGUGGAUGGGUCGAAGACCGCAUCAAAAGCUGGAGGAAUGAGAGGAAAUGUGAGCAGGUGCGUUGGGUUGGACCCAGCGUUAGCCGGGUAUUUUGA